GUAGUGAGUCUCUCUUGGCAACGACGAAGCUGAAGCUGAAGCUACUGAUUUAAUGGAGAAAGUCGUGAAAGCAGCCGAAGAUCUCUACAAGAUUCGUGACACUUACUUUCCGCUGAAUCCACAAGACAAAAUCACCAAGCUGCAAGACGAAUCGGAUCUCGUUUUGAAGCUUCUCGAUUCUAUUCCUUCUGAAGAAAGGAAGUUGCCCAUGCAAAGGGCAACAUAUGAGUUUUUGAGGGGGAAGAUAUUGGAUGUAUUUCCAGAAUUUAGGAAAGAAGCAGAGGAUCAUCUCUCAAAAGCUGUGAAACUGAAUCCAUCUCUGGCUGAAGCUUGGCUAUGCCUUGGUAAUUGCAUUUGGAAAAAAGGUGAUCUGACUGCUGCAAAGAACUGUUUUACACUCGCAAUAAGCAAGGGUCCAAACAAGAGGAUACUCUGUCAGCUGUCAAUGCUUGAAAGACAGAUAGCCCAAGAUGCUGAGAAUCAAGCAGAAAUUGUUGAAGGAAGCAUCAAACUUGCAAAGGAAGCUGUAGCUCUUGAUGUAAAGGAUGGGAACUCCUGGUACAACUUAGGAAACGCAUGUCUCACUUGUUUCUUUGUAACUGGAGCAUGGGAUCACAGCAAGCUUUUGCAAGCCUUGAAAGCAUAUCAAAAUGCCGAAAAAGACGAGUGCAUGAAAUCCAAUCCUGACCUCUAUUUUAACUGGGCUACAGUGGACAAAUAUCUGGAGAACUAUGAAAGGGCUUUAACUGGAUUUGAGGCUGCUUCCUUGAAGGAUCCUGGUCUUAAUGCUACAGAGGAGGUCCAAAAGAUUGUCAAUCUCCUUCACAAGCUGGACUCUUUGUUCAAGGGACAAAUUAAUGCAAAACAACUUGAUUUAUCAGCCUCGUCAUUAUCUGCAGUUAGUUUGGAUGCUUCAUACAGAAGAGCCAAUAUACACGAACUAUCAGAGGGUCUCAACCAAAAAGUUGCUAUUGUUGGGAAAGUCAUUCUCUUUGUCAAGCAUGAUAAUAUUGCUCCUCUGUACUACCUGACAUGUGAUUCAAAUAAAAAAUUCUGUGUUAUCUCGAUAUAUGGUGUACACAGUGAAACAAUUAAAGAAGGCGAUCAACUGACAGUUUUGGAUCCGUACUACCAUUAUGUUGACAUCUCUUGGAAGGGAAAGUUAUACCAGUUCAAGUCAGUUAGAGUGGAUUUCUUGGAGCAGUUGAUUGUGAAUGGAAAAAUCGUAUCCUCUCGUCAAGCAGUUCGAACCUCCAUAUACGCUCAACACAAACCCUGACGACUAGAAAUCAUUAUUUUGUUCAUACCCUUUUUGGCUUUUUGUGUGCAAAGUAAAUGAAUGAAUGCCCUUGUGCAAGAUCAAGACGAUGAAGAUUCGGAGGAUUGAUUGGUCUAGUCAGGCUAUAUAGAUUUGGAUUUUAUAUCAUCAUCUAUUUUUGAAUUUCAUUUUCUGAACUAGAUGUAGAUUUGAAUUGAGAUGUUUGUGAAGAUCUUCUUUUUCAGUUCUGUGUAAUCUCAUCGUUUAAAAUGUCUGAUGUCAUCUUAGUCAUAUUUAGGCCUCUUUGUUGAUUUUUUGAAUUAUUGUAAUGGUAUGAAAUGUGUGUGAUUCAAGACUUGUUUGUUUUUUAAAAGAUAACUGUGAUUUAUGCACAAAAAGUUACAAUCACAA
This is a messenger RNA of Impatiens glandulifera, 1669 nucleotides long. Its product is annotated as tetratricopeptide repeat protein 5-like. Gene Ontology annotation, molecular function: protein binding. NCBI's taxonomy places the organism in Eukaryota, Viridiplantae, Streptophyta, Magnoliopsida, Ericales, Balsaminaceae. The transcript has 13 exons. The record is from RefSeq and is a predicted model, not a curated record. Bases 53 to 1279 code for a protein of 408 amino acids.